AUGGAUUCCCGCCACACUUCUCAGGAGCCUAUGGACUUCACUGCCACUGACUAUGCGAAUGUCGAAUUCUUCCCAGAUGACAACGGCAAAUUAAGCUUCGCGCAUUUGAUCAAGAAGACUCAAGAGGCCCUGACUCACCUGUCUCGUAUCCGACAGAAUGCCCAGAAUGCCGAAAUCGAUAGAUUCCAUCUACUCUGCUGUCUGGUCACUCAACUUGAGGGUAUUAGCCUGAAUCCUACCCUUGCGACCGACAAAGCUGCAGGCUCAGCUAGUCCAGAUGUGGAUGCGAUCCCACUCUCUGUUCAGCGUGUGAUGGAGAGUCUCAAUAUGACAUCUUUUGACUCGGAAUCCAUGCGUAAUGCUCUCCGAUAUCUCCUUCAACAGGCCCAGAGUGAUAUUCGAGAGGCAGCAGCGAAGAGAUCUGACAUCGAUUCUGCUGCACUGGCCAAGUUGUCCGAGAUAAUCUGGGAGUCGGUUGAAGAACAGCCCAAGGAGGAAACGCCCAAGGAGGAAACGCCCUUGAUUCAUCAGUAUGAGUCUGAAUGGUAA
This is a messenger RNA of Penicillium malachiteum, 549 nucleotides long. RefSeq lists its product as uncharacterized. Lineage: Eukaryota; Fungi; Ascomycota; Eurotiomycetes; Eurotiales; Aspergillaceae. The coding region runs from base 1 to 549 and encodes 182 amino acids. The record is from RefSeq and is a predicted model, not a curated record. The transcript has 2 exons.